Molecule: messenger RNA, 1344 nt
Organism: Moneuplotes crassus
Lineage: Eukaryota; Ciliophora; Spirotrichea; Euplotida; Euplotidae
Source: the annotation of a GenBank genome assembly
AUGAACAGUUCACUUUUAAGUGCAGAUAAGAAAAUAGUGAAGUCUAAGAAUGUUAAAGUAAAUAAAAAGUUCUACAAAACAGCUAAAAAGCGAAAAUGAGAUAGUGAAGUCCCUGUAAGCUUCCAGCAAUAUGUUGCGAGUCAUUUCAAAGUGAGGAAGAACAAGGCUGACACAGAAGCCAUGAGGACAUACCUAAAAGCCCUCAAUAACAACAACACUGUAGAGUCUGCUCGGAAGACUAGAACCAUUAAGAAAUCAAGGAAAGAAGUUCACUUGAGAAAAGAUAUAACGAGUAUGAGUACUCUCCAAAACAGUGAGAGCUGUAGUAGCACUGCCUUCACUUCCAAACCCCAUCAUGAAGUGCCAUCAGUUCAGAGAAGUGAUUCCAAGCUUAAUACUAUGCGAAUGUUCUCCUCACCAUUUUGCAAAAGAGCUGUAUCUCCAAAAUUUCAAAAGUCUUCAGCUAAAAGAAAGAGAAGGAAGCAGAAUAUUAAUGUCUACCUUACUAAAAUGUCUGAGAGUGAGGAAGCUAACAAGACUUUCCAUAAUAAGGAGUUUGAUACAUCUCUUGACUCCUUCUCAAGCCUGAAUACUCUUUCUAAUAAGAUCUGCAUUAAGCCUAGCAAAUAUGAUCGGUUUAAGAUAGCAGUGGUUCAGAAUAAACCUUGACCGAAGAGACUGCAUAAGAAGCCAAUUCGCAAGCAAGUGGCACCAAAGAAUUUGGCAGAUUUGGAAAAUGCAGUAGUCGGUGAGGAAAAUGAGUAUUUAUACUCACAGACUCUUGAAAUAUCAGAGAAUGAAUCAAAAGUUUGCAAACCAAAAAGAUUGGUGAAGAAAAAGCACGCUAACCUAUACGAACUUACUGAAAAGAGGAGCAGCCUGCUGAGUACUUGCAAACCAAGAAAUAAUAGUAGCAUGAAAUCGAUCUCUGGACUUGAUGACUCAUUCAAAAAGUGUGCGAAGAAAGAUAUUGAAGAGAGAGAUUCUGAUAAAAUGAAAGAAUAUUUUAAUAUACUUCGGCCUUCAGAUCAUCAAAGAAAGUGAAGGCAAAAGAUUUGAAAGAGUGUAAACCGAGUAGACAAAUGUAGCUUAGAAAGAGAUCUAGUAGCUGAUCCUUACCUCGCUUCUACCAUAAAAAGCCCAAGAAGAACUAGAAAAAUAAAGGCUAAACUUAAGGCAGCAGAGGAAGAUAUUUCUAGACUGGAUCGGGAAAUUCAGGCCAAAUACCAAAUUUUCUCUUCUAUCAAGGAAGAACUUCGGCUAUUGAAUAUCGAGAAUAGUCAACUUUCAGAAAUGUUAACAAAUACUGGAUUCAUAUUGUUUGAUAAUUAAUUUACAACAACA